Molecule: messenger RNA, 477 nt
Organism: Pseudomyrmex gracilis
Lineage: Eukaryota; Metazoa; Arthropoda; Insecta; Hymenoptera; Formicidae
Exons: 1
Coding region: 1-477 (158 amino acids)
Source: RefSeq, a predicted model, not a curated record
AUGCUUCUUCUCGCCCUUCUUGCUGGCAUGUACUCGGCGAGAUAUUCUCGCCGAGUCGAACUCCAGCGGGAGGGACUUGCAGAAGAUGCUCUGCGGGAGGCCCUUGCCAGGUCAGAGCGCCAAGCCCGGCAACAACUGCUCCUUGACUGGGAGCAGCUCCUGAGCGAGCCAGACGUGGACGCUCAGGAAGUCGUCCGGGUCGUCCGACCCCACUUACAAGUGUGGCUGGACAACGGGGUCGGACGCCUCACCUACCGUAUGACGCAGGUGCUUACCGGGCAUGGCUGCUUUGGUGAGUACCUGUGUCGCAUCAGACGCGAGUCAACGACGCAAUGCUACAAGUGUGGGGCGGCCAGUGACUCGGUGGAGCACACCGUGGAAGACUGUCCACAGUGGGCUCCGGAACGCCGAGAGCAGGUCGCCAAAAUAGGAAAAGACCUCUCCCUAGAAGCAGUGAUGAAAGUUUUGGCAGGCUAG